ACAUUUGUGAUCACCUGGUCACACACCUGGGCAGGAGGCUGCCCCUCCCUGGUUUGAGGAAGCAGGAAAAGGUACCCGCGAGAGACAGCCAGCAGUUCUGUGGAGCAGCGGUGGCCGGCUAGGAUGGGCUGUCUCUGGGGUCUGGCUCUGCCCCUUUUCUUCUUCUGCUGGGAGGUUGGGGUCUCUGGGAGCUCUGCAGGCCCCAGCACCCGCAGAGCAGACACUGCGAUGACAACGGACGACACAGAAGUGCCCGCUAUGACUCUAGCACCGGGCCACGCCGCUCUGGAAACUCAAACACUGAGCGCUGAGACCUCUUCUAGGGCCUCAACCCCAGCCGGCCCCGUUCCAGAAGCAGAGACCAGGGGAUCCAAGAGAAUUUCCCCUGCAAGAGAGACCAGGAGUUUCACAAAAACAUCUCCCAACUUCAUGGUGCUGAUCGCCACCUCCGUGGAGACAUCAGCCGCCAGUGGCAGCCCCGAGGGAGCUGGAAUGACCACAGUUCAGACCAUCACAGGCAGUGAUCCCGAGGAAGCCAUCUUUGACACCCUUUGCACCGAUGACAGCUCUGAAGAGGCAAAGACACUCACAAUGGACAUAUUGACAUUGGCUCACACCUCCACAGAAGCUAAGGGCCUGUCCUCAGAGAGCAGUGCCUCUUCCGACGGCCCCCAUCCAGUCAUCACCCCGUCACGGGCCUCAGAGAGCAGCGCCUCUUCCGACGGCCCCCAUCCAGUCAUCACCCCGUCACGGGCCUCAGAGAGCAGCGCCUCUUCCGACGGCCCCCAUCCAGUCAUCACCCCGUCACGGGCCUCAGAGAGCAGCGCCUCUUCCGACGGCCCCCAUCCAGUCAUCACCCCCUCAUGGUCCCCGGGAUCUGACGUCACUCUCCUCGCUGAAGCCCUGGUGACUGUCACAAACAUCGAGGUUAUUAAUUGCAGCAUCACAGAAAUAGAAACAACGACUUCCAGCAUCCCUGGGGCCUCAGACACAGAUCCCAUCCCCACGGAAGGGGUGAAGGCCUCGUCCACCUCCGAUCCACCAGCUCUGCCUGACUCCACUGAAGCAAAACCACACAUCACUGAGGUCACAGCCUCUGCCGAGACCCUGUCCACAGCCGGCACCACAGAGUCAGCUGCACCUGAUGCCACGAUUGGGACCCCACUCCCCACCAACAGCACCAUAGAAAGAGAAGUGACAGCACCCGGGGCCACGACCCUCAGUGGAGCUCUGGCCACAGGGAAUCCCCUGGAAGAAACCUCAGCCCUCUCUGUUGAGACACCAAGUUACGUCAAAGUCUCAGGAGCAGCUCCGGUCUCCAUAGAGGCUGGGUCAGCAGUGGGCAAAACAACUUCCUUUGCUGGGAGCUCUGCUUCCUCCUACAGCCCCUCGGAAGCCGCCCUCAAGAACUUCACCCCUUCAGAGACACUGACCACGGACAUCGCAACCAAGGGGCCCUUCCCCACCAGCAGGGACCCUCUUCCUUCUGUCCCUCCAACUACAACCAACAGCAGCCGAGGGACGAACAGCACCUUAGCCAAGAUCACAACCUCAGCGAAGACCACGAUGAAGCCCCCAACAGCCACGCCCACGACUGCCCGGACGAGGCCGACCACAGACAUGAGUGCAGGUGAAAAUGGAGGUUUCCUCCUCCUGCGGCUGAGUGUGGCUUCCCCGGAAGACCUCACUGACCCCAGAGUGGCAGAAAGGCUGAUGCAGCAGCUCCACCGGGAACUCCACGCCCACGCGCCUCACUUCCAGGUCUCCUUACUGCGUGUCAGGAGAGGCUAACGGACAUCAGCUGCAGCCAGGCAUGUCCCGUAUGCCAAAAGAGGGUGCUGCCCCUAGCCUGGGCCCCCACCGACAGACUGCAGCUGCGUUACUGUGCUGAGAGGUACCCAGAAGGUUCCCAUGAAGGGCAGCAUGUCCAAGCCCCUGACCCCAGAUGUGGCAACAGGACCCUCGCUCACAUCCACCGGAGUGUAUGUGUGGGGAGGGGCUUCACCUGUUCCCAGAGGUGUCCUUGGACUCACCUUGGCACAUGUUCUGUGUUUCAGUAAAGAGAGACCUGAUCACCCAUCUGUGUGCUUCCAUCCUGCAUUAAAAUUCACUCAGUGUGGCCCAGA
Molecule: messenger RNA, 2126 nt
Organism: Homo sapiens (human)
Lineage: Eukaryota; Metazoa; Chordata; Mammalia; Primates; Hominidae
Gene: MUC20
Product: mucin 20, cell surface associated
Exons: 4
Coding region: 124-1791 (555 amino acids)
Biological process (GO): hepatocyte growth factor receptor signaling pathway
Cellular component (GO): extracellular region; microvillus membrane; basolateral plasma membrane
Source: RefSeq, marked reviewed